This is a messenger RNA of Anisakis simplex (herring worm), 1023 nucleotides long. The record is from the annotation of a GenBank genome assembly. NCBI's taxonomy places the organism in Eukaryota, Metazoa, Nematoda, Chromadorea, Rhabditida, Anisakidae.
AAGGUUGCUGUUUUGCAUCCACUCUUCGAACAUUAUGCAUAUUCUGUUCGCUUUGGUUGUUCUCUGAGCGAAAUGUUCGCUGAAAAAAAGAGUGAUAAUGCGGUGAAGUUGACGAAAAUACAGCGCCUUUUCCGGUAUGAUUCCACAUUUGAGCAUGAGAAGUGGUUAAUGGCCUAUGAAGACUAUCCGCUAUGGCUGAAGGCGUUCGGUGACCAAGGUUUCGCACUGUAUACAGCGCUCACCAAUGAUAAAAAGGAUGUGGUUGGUUCAGUUGCACUUGCGAAAUAUCCAGCCGAGCAUGACCUGCCCAGAGUUGGGACGUUAGGAAUGUAUUUUGUGCAUCCGGAUUAUCGCGGUACUGGAGUCGGCACGAUGUUAUUCAAUAAAGCGAUUGCAGAGUGGAAAAAGGACGGCGGAAAUAUGGCACUAAAUGGAGUUCAAAAGAUGUCACCAAAGUAUGCAGCCAUUUAUGGCUUCAAUAAGCUGAACGAUUGGCAUCCAACGCCAGUGACUGUCGAAAUGAGGCACGCAAACGUAUCAGCACUCCACUCAAAUCCGAAUCUCAGAAUGGUUUCCAUAGACGAUGUGAAAUUCGAAGAUUUAUUGGCCUAUGAUAUGUCUCUCGUCGGAUCGUAUAGAGUGAAGUAUCUUUGCGAAAUGCUUCGCAGUGAAAAUGCUUACCAUAAGAUCGCCGUUGAGGACGGCAAAAUCGUUGGUAUUAUUAAUGCGCGUAAGGUGGUUAGUAACUCCCUUUCGAUAGGACCUUUCUACGCAAAUAACAAGCUGACAGCUUCAUCCCUGUUGAGAUCACUUCUUCAAUCAAUCAGCAAUGUUGAUCAGUACUCGGGAUUAUUGCUGUGCAUUCCAACAUCAAACAAGAAUGCGUUUUCGGUAAUUCAAGCGCUGUCGGAUGGCAAUCAUACCGUGCAUCCUUUCAUGAUCAGUCAGUUCACUGACCAAGUGGUCGGCGCAGAUCACCAGUGUGUAUACGCUAUCACUGACUAUGCAAUGAGUUAUAUAUGA